AUGGACACUUUCCCGUUGGACAGAAUGGUAAAGAAGAAUGACGAUUAUAAUUCAUUUUACGAAUGUAGGAAAAAUGAAAAUGAGGUAAGGAAACUCUCUGUGGGUGCAUUAAGUAGGACAACUUCUUGCAGGAUGGAGGAAAAGGACAGCGCCAUCCAUAAGGGGGCUGCUAUAAAUGAACACCCCAGUAGAGAGAAGAAUAUCAUUCAAUCAUUUGGAAACAUGCGAUACAUUCAUAACGGAGGAAACAAAGUCCUUCGAGGAGGAGCUCAAAAUAGUAGGAAUGAUCGAAAUAACGCGAUGUUGACAUCCGGAAGUGAACUGGAUGAAGAAGAUGAUCAAACGGAUGAUGAAGAAGAUUCAAGUUGCAUAGAAUGUGUCUCAAAUGAUGACAAUUCGUAUUACUCUCUGUACGAGGGGUAUAAAACGAAUUACAUAAUGGAAUCCCUGUUUGAUAGAAACUCAUUUGUGUACUUCCUGGUCCCGUUUAAUAAAUACAGUUAUACAAAUUACUACACAAAUUGGAACAAGCUAAGUUUUCGCAUGUACGCUUCUCUAAAUUCUGUGCAAGAGAAAUCUGUUAGAAGAAAGAGGAAAAUAAACUACGUUGGCAGGAGCAGAAGUGAUAGCAAUGCUAGUGAAGUGGUUAUGUUGAAGGGGACCGUUGCUGCAUUGGCGGAUCAGGCAAGAGGGGGAGGCGCUUUCCAAAGUGGUGUAAAGAGUGGUUUCCCCGCGCGUGAGGUUCGGAAGUAUCAUGGAAAAGCAAUAAAUGCGGAGGUGGAAUCUCCGCUGAGUGGAAGACUUCCCUCGCAAUCUAGCGACCACUACAGUGAUAUCGAUGAUGUGAAUUUUAGGAACCCUCUAAUCAAGAUUAUGAAUAGUUUUCUCUACUUCCUCCUUUUAAGUGAGUUCUUUACCUUUAAUGAGGUAAUCAAACUAAUGCCUUUGUGCAAAUGUUCAUAUGAAAUAUUUAAUAGAUUCUUUUAUGUCAAUGUCCAUGUAAAUCCGUUCAGACAAAAUGUUAAGGAUAUUAUACGUUUUUUAAAUGAAAAUAAAGAGUAUCAGUUUUAUAUUUUGAAGGGGUCAAACUGUAUGGAGGAUAAUUGGGACAGUCACCUCGAGAUGAAGAGGGAGCUACUCACUUACGAGUCGCUCAUCGGUCGGGUGCAUGACCCUGAGGAUGGUCCCUCAAACGGAGGCCUAACCUCAAGCACAAAAGAUUCCACUUUAAACAAAGCAGAGAAAUUUAGAGGUGGAAAUUCGGAUGGACAAUACGGGGUACCCCCCCCAGGUGAUCUCACCACGAACAAAGAAAUGGAAGAAUGUGCUACAGGGAAUAACCCCAUGGGAAGGAAAUACUCAACAAAGGAGGGAGGAAAACGAUCGGGGGAUAUAGACCAGUGUACUAGUAGUAGUAGUAGUAAUACCGCCCUGGAUAAAGCAAAGGAGAGUAUAAAAAAUGGAGAGAAGGUACUUCACACAAAUAAUAUUAUGAACAUGAGAUACUUGUUCAGUUUGUAUGAAUUCAUUCGCAUCUAUUUAAGCAAGGAAAACAGAGAGGGUGUAAUUUUUUGCACCUCGGAUGAUAAAUUUAAACGUAGCUCGAGCAGAAGCAGAGAAGUUUUUUAUGAUGAUAUUUUUCCAUAUGGAAAUAAAAUCAGCUCUUUUGAAUAUAAAAUAAAAUUAAAGAAGCAUGUACAGAGGAGAUGGAACUUGAAAAGCAACUACGUGCAUGAGAAUUACUUUGUGCAUAAGACAAGGGGGUCAAAUGGUGCACAGGGAGGUUUACUGAAAUUGAUUCACAACAAGCACAGUCAGUUGUAUCCCUCUUUUAGUUCCUUCCUCUCCAUGGACAAGUGUGGGUGUAUAAAUUUGUGGAAGGUCAACGAUGUGAAUUCCUUGCUUCCUACUCGUUUGCUGGAGGCGCAGCUCACAUGGGAAGGGAAGAACGCUCUUUUUCCCAGGGAUGCGGUGAACCUGAGGGAUGAUACAUUCCUUGUGGCUGACGAGUCGGCUAUAUAUUCCUUCUCAUUGGAAGGAACGAACCCUAUAUCGGCGAAGCGAAUCGCGCACCUGGACGCUCAGCGAAUCAGUGAAGGAGGAAAAGUGAAAAACAUAGUGAUGAGUGACAAGGGAAAAUGCACCGUGGGGCUUAACGAAGCGAUAUGUUACCGUAUAGACUUAGAAAGCGGGGCGGUGGAGAGCGAAAAAAAACUGAUGGAAAAAUUGAAGAAAAUUACCUGCUUCGAUUAUAAUACCAACAUAGUUAUGAGCAAAAAAAACAUCAUCAUUGAUGAUAAGAGAAUGCCAAACUACGUCUCUUACGUGAAUUAUAAUCUAAUUGACUAUGAUAAUGAUAAAAAAUAUUUUAACAGUGAAAAUUAUUUUCAAGAUUUUAGUCUAACGGGUAUAUCGCUAACUUCCCUAAAUUCAAACAAUUCCAUUUUUUUAUUUGAUCUGAGGUAUAAGUACCCCUCCACGUGUUUGCAUUACGAAAGUCCCAUUACAGAAACGCAAAGUUAUAGAGAAAAUGAGAAAAUGCUUUACUUGCUCAAUUUGAAACGAAAUUAUAACUCGAGAUCCUACUGCAGUAAUAAAAAGUACAGUGGUUUCCACGAUAACAUAAUUUUGAAUCCGUUGGUGACACCCAAGAAGGAGGUUGUAAAUAAAGGAGAGGAUAAUUUGGUAAAAGAUAAAAUCCUUUCCGAUGAGUCAUUUAUUUAUACUAUUGUAAAAGAGGGAAAGGACAGAGAAAUGGAAGGGUGUAACUUACCUACUUCCUUCCUGAAUAUGUGGAGAUGGUGUGAUAAAAGACAAUUUAAAACAUUUUUUCAUUACCAUGAAGACAUAACAGCUGGAAAGAGGAAUUAUUCCGAUAUGUUUGUUUCAUCCCCAUCGGAGAAUGCAUCAUCAUCUUACGUCAGUGCGGAAUGCAGUAGCGCAUCCAACUUGGGAGGUGACUUUUUUUCAUCUGGGGAGGCUUCGGAAGCCAGUUCAGGGCCUUAUUACUACAGAGCACUAGCUUUUGAUCAAAUUUACAAAUUUGUGGACACUCCAAAUCAUUUAUUCCUUACCUAUGAACAUUCGAACUAUGUUCAUUCACUGUUGUCUCCUUCGCAUGGGCUCGAGCUGAAGACCUCCCUGAAGGAGGUUCCUUUUUUCAUGCAUCCCACCAAUUUGUAA
Molecule: messenger RNA, 3183 nt
Organism: Plasmodium knowlesi strain H
Lineage: Eukaryota; Apicomplexa; Aconoidasida; Haemosporida; Plasmodiidae
Product: conserved Plasmodium protein, unknown function
Exons: 2
Coding region: 1-3183 (1060 amino acids)
Source: RefSeq, a predicted model, not a curated record